UCAACCAUGUAUCCAACCUUGACAAGCUGGGCUAUUCAGUUGCAGAGGUCAUUUGUUGUUUACGCCUUGCAGUGGUACAUCCAGCCAAGGAGAUUCGCGGAGCGGGGUUGAGGGCGCUUCGCCAUCUUAUCCAGGAUGAGACCACAGUCCAGGCCAUGCUGGCCCUCCAUGUUGAUCGUCUUCUCAUGCGAUCUUUGGACAUUUAUCAGCGGAACGAUGUAGAGAGGAUACAGGCUCUUAGAUUUAUCAGAAGGAUUCUUGCCGUCGCCCCCGCCUACUGCCCAGUCUCGCUAGUCCAUGUCUUGGUUGCCAUUAGCAACAGCGAUGACAAGGAACGGGAUCGGAUGAGGAACGCAUGCGUAGCGACACUCUGUGAACUUGCUGUUCUUAAUCCUGCUGCCUUUGCCCAUGCUCGAGGACUAGGAGCCCUGGUGCGUAACAUCCUAGACAUGCAGCUCUUGAGGAUCAACGAAGCCGUCAUGUUGACCCUUCUACAUCUCCUCAAUCACCCGGCAAGCAGGAGGUUCAUCAGGUUCAAAGUCGACAUUGAGCAAGUAAUAGCUCCGUUCACAGACUUCAACUAUAGACAUACUGGAGAUUCAUCUGAAUCUCAAGCAAGUGAGAAAGAUGGUCUAUACCAAGCCAGUAGGAUGGCUAUUGUUACUCUGCUUAGAUCUUGGCCUGGUAUGAUACGGCUAUGUAGAUCUGAUGCCACUGGGUUACAGUCCCUCCUUGCCAUCCUGUGUGUACACAAUGAUGAAAACAGACGAUACCUGCUAGAAGUGCUGUAUGACAUCUUUUACCUGCCAAUUCCUGAAUGGACAGAGGACUUUGCCACAGCUCUACAGAGUAUAGAUUCUUGCCAAAUGAAAAGUUCCUGGAACCUCACAGAAGGUUUUGUUGUUGCUGAAGCUCUGGACCUGCUUCCAAACAGGGCCAUCACUAGACCAAACCUGACAGAGAACCACUUAGCCCUGCUCCUACUUGCCUUUAUUAAUGCUGGUCUACUAGAGAGUCUCGUUGAGGUGGUGACAUCUGACAAUGCUAAUCUGUCCAUCCAAGCUACCAUUUUGCUUGGUGAAUUGUUAUAUAUGGCGGACAAGAUACUACCUCCAGAAUGUGAACAACAUCAUCACUGCCUACCAACACUCAUGACACUUGCUGCAUCUUUUGAUGUGCCACUACUUCAGAGAAAUCGUGCGAGUGCUGCGGUGACAAAUCUCGAGCGGCAUCACGAGAUGAAGAAACGAGGGCUAAUACCGUGCAGCCUCUAUCUUGACCACAUCCUCAGCAACUCAGACAUGUUUGUCACCCAGAGGGUGGUAGCCGAUAAGAGCAAGGAUGUACCGGUGGUAUCAAGGUCGCGAAGCAGAUCGUUCUCCUCACCCUUGGGAAAGUCAUCGUCCUGGGACAAGAUAUCAAAUCGGUCAACGCAGGAGAAUGAGGAUUCUGCAGUUCAGACAAUGAUCAAGGAAACCUUGGUCCUGACGACCAAAGACUACUCCGUCUGGAACUGGGAACUCAUUGGUGGAGCAAUCAAGAAAGGAGGGGUGACUUUGAAGAAAUUUGAGGAUGCUAAUGUGAACAGAUUUUUUCGUCGGUUGGUUGAGUUCUACAAACCGAUGAGUAAGCAGUACUCUGUGAUCAGUCUCGGGCAGGAACUGGGCCGAUCUAGUGAAAUACAAAGCUAUACCAUCAUUGGAUGUCAGCUACUCAACUUUCUUCUGAAUUGUGAUGAAACUGAUGCAGAGAAGCUCCUCAUGGAGCUAGCCGUGGAUAUUGGAGAUUGUCUCCUUGAGAUCAGCAUGGCUCCUCGUAACGAGCUCCCUCCGCAGGCAGUCUUCAGCCCAUCAAGUAUACAGACCACACUCAGUCAGGAUUACUUUCUACUGGUUGGAAAGCUUUCAAAGACCCAUGAGGGGGAGAAGAUACUGGAGAAAGCUGGUGUCUUUCAAUAUCUUUUGGAGGUGUGUUCAAUGCCUCAUCAUGAGACAUUACAGAAGCUUGUUGUUACCUGUCUGGAUUACAAGAGAGAUGGACUGGCUAGAACUGUUCUGGGAAAGAUGCUUGCAGGAUCUUCAGAGUCAAUGAGGAUAUACGCCACCAAUCACCUGCGUGUGUUGCUACGAGCUCAGACACCAUUCUUCCAUACAUGGGGUGUGGAGCUUCUCAUCACCCAGCUCCACGACAAAGCUCGUACUAUCAGCAAUCUAGCUGUGGACAUCUUGGAUGAAGCGUGUGAAGAUGAUGCUAAUCUGCAUAGUCUAGUUCACAUGAGACCUCCACUGCUGCAUAUGGGGGAUAAGGGUGCUCUGUUAUUGACUAGGUUCAUCUCCACAACCAAAGGCUUCAAGUACCUCCAUGACGUCAACUACGUCUCCCACGAGCUUGAGCGAUGGUACACCUACUUCAACCGCAAGUAUGUGACCCUGAUAGAGACAGAAAUCAACGAGGCUUUCACCUGCUACCAUCGUCCUCAGGUCUCCGGUGGGUUCAUCAGGAGAUCAAAGGACGAAAGAAGACAGAGGAAAGAUGUCUAUGUCCCGGUGCAUCUCUACGGUCAGCUGGCUAAGCAUAGAGUCGGCUGUGAGCUCAUAGAGAAACAGAAUCACAUUGCAGAGAUGUGUGAGGUUAUUCGCUUUGGAGAUGUUGAGAACAUGGACUCCAUUCUCAAUCUAAAAGCUUCAUUAUGGGCAUUGGGUCAUACUGGUAGCACAACAUGGGGUCUGAAGCUACUCCAACAAGAGGGGAUCAUCCCUGAUAUCAUCAGAUUAGCAGAGGAAUGUGAGGUCUUCUCUAUACGAGGGACCUGCUUCUAUGUGCUAGGCCUGAUCAGUAAAACGAGACAAGGAGCUGACAGUUUGAGCAGUCUGGGUUGGGAGAGCAUCCGUCACUGCCGCGGUGAUUACUUCCCAGUGAUGGAAGAUAGAGACCGAGAUAAUGUAUCCAACAAUCUCCCCAUCCCUUUGGAGGAGUACAACCACAACCAUCGGGAUCUCUCCUCUCCAGUUAGUUUACCCAGCUUCAGCCCUUACACAGUGGAAAGCCCUAAGACUCCGGGAGACAGCAGCACGCCAAAGGUCGACCCCAAUGUCAAGUUCUUUGCAGGGGAACCUAGCCCUGUACAGAGUCCUCUUACACCGGGAGGACCACCAAAUUUCUUUUUGGAGGUGACUGGAGACACAAACUCUGGAGGGGAUGCGAAGGCGCAUCCAGCCACCGAGGAGCGAUCAACAUCACCCAGCCCUCUGAUUAGACUCGGUAAGAGAGAUCGAACGAAUUCAGCCACAGAGCAGCUACCAGGAAUCAAUGAGGUGUCCGACGGAGGCAGGACAGUCGUUGUUGAUAGGGCCUCAAGGACACCAUUAUUGCGUAGAGCACAAACAAUGCCUACAAUAGAGGGCCAGGAUGACGAUGAGCCUCCCCCCUUCGAUUCAGUGAUCACCAAAUUACGCAGCAAUAGCGACGCCAGCUCAAGGAUGUGUAAGGACAGAAGCUCGGAAGGUGUGAGGUUUAAUCAGGACGUGCACGAGAGAUCGCGAGCGCAGUCCCGCGACAGGAGCCACAGCCUGAAGCGCCGCUGCGACAGUAACGAGAGCGGCAACAGCAGCAUGGGGACCAAAAGCCGGAGCGAGAGCUUUGCCACAGACACAUCUCAGACCAGCGGUGUUGGUUCCAUGCAUUCCAAUCCCUCGAGUCCCCCCGUCGAAUCCUCUAUGUCGAGCGUAAGCACCGUCUCCAGCUCAAUGACUGUUAAGAGUAUCCAUUCCUCAGAUACACUCCGUAAGAGGCACAAUCUCAAAAGGACUCCCAGCUUUGUCAGGAGGAUAUCCAAGACUCUGUCUCCGAACCUCAGCUCCUAUUCCAAUCUUUUUGAGACUAGUGCCGCUUUCACCUCUGUGCGGGAUGCUCACGGUUACGCGACUUUGAAAGCUCUGAAGCUGCAACACAGACAGCUAAGCAGAGGAGAGGAUGAUAGCAUUAUUAAGAGAGCAUCUUCAUUUGGUAAUCCCAAUGAGAUGAAGUUACGGAGAGGAGUAUCAGGAAUGGUAGAAAGUGUGAGCAUGAGCUGUCUAGAGAGGGCGUCUGUGGUAUCGAAAGCACCAUCUGUGAAGUCACUUCACUCUAGUUCAUCAUCCAGCAGUAAGACUGAAUACACUGGUCUCUGCUUACCUGUAGAUGUCACACUCAUAUUCCAUUCUGAUGAAAGUCAAUACAAGGACGGUCACAGCACCCCCGCGAGUCACGCCGUAUCCCCAGCCACCAUGACGGACAUCCACAUACCUCAGGUCCAGGUUUACAGUCCAGACUCGGGAUCCACGUCCCAAAGCAAUGCUCCACCUCAAACGCUGGAAUCACCACCCAGCCACCCCUCAGACCAACAUGGUACAGACCAACAGCAAACACUGAGCAUGGGAGAUGCAGACUAUUCCAAUUUGAGAAUAGGGGAGGAGGAUGCCUCAGAAGUAGAGGAAGAGGUGCAAGUGGAUAAUAAUCUGCAUCAGAUUGAGCACUGUCUAGCUUGUACGAAGGUCAGGACAAGGUCGUUGGAGAGCCAAGAUGGCGAUUCAAUCCCUCACCCCGAUGACCCUGCCUCUCUGGUCAUCUUCCAGCCUGUUGAUCCUCCUCAGCCCCUCCUCAUUCGUUCCCGUGGCAACAGCUCGGCCAGCGCCAGCAACCCGUUCGGUAGCAGCAGCUUGGACAAUACCACCCCGACCAGCGUGGGUAGCACCGGGACCAGCGUCUCGCAGUCGAGUCAAGGAGCUGUCCGGAUGCGUGACGAUACUUCCAAGGGAAGGGAGAUGAUCAGGAGGGAGGUCAUCCGAUUGGUGAUUAAGAUGAGUAGCUCGGUGGGCAUGAAGGCACACGAAGAAGGAUUGCUGGGAUUACGUGAGAAGUUUCCUCGAGCCUUUGAGAGGACAUGUUUAUUCUCUGAUGUAAUGAAUCUAUUAGCAACCAGUAGCUACAGACUCACUUCUAGGAGGUUCAUUCAGGAACUCUUCCAAGAGGUUCAUUUUCACGAGCUCCACCACGAAGCAGAGAGAAUUCUUGGCCUGGAAGAAAGCAGCGAUACGCCAUCCACCUCCUCGGGAUCCUGACAUUUGACCUCCGACCUUUGACCUAUCAAUUUACUUGACCAAUGUAGACAGAAAUGUUGUGCUACUGCAAUCAGUUCCUCAAGUUUUCUAGUCAUCGAGUAAACAAAAAUCAUGUGCAAUAAUUUUAAGUGAACUUUCUGCAAAUGUUUCCUUCAGAAUGGAUCUAGAAUUUUAUUGAUACAGUAAAUCAUAGAAUAGGAUUUUACUUUACGAGGAG
Molecule: messenger RNA, 5316 nt
Organism: Lytechinus pictus (painted urchin)
Lineage: Eukaryota; Metazoa; Echinodermata; Echinoidea; Temnopleuroida; Toxopneustidae
Product: rapamycin-insensitive companion of mTOR-like
Exons: 28
Coding region: 156-5099 (1647 amino acids)
Biological process (GO): TORC2 signaling; positive regulation of phosphatidylinositol 3-kinase/protein kinase B signal transduction
Cellular component (GO): TORC2 complex
Molecular function (GO): protein serine/threonine kinase activator activity
Source: RefSeq, a predicted model, not a curated record